Molecule: messenger RNA, 728 nt
Organism: Tribolium madens (black flour beetle)
Lineage: Eukaryota; Metazoa; Arthropoda; Insecta; Coleoptera; Tenebrionidae
Exons: 2
Coding region: 49-648 (199 amino acids)
Source: RefSeq, a predicted model, not a curated record
UAUCACUCAUUUAUCAUUCAACACUGACUUCUGGUGCGAUAAAUCACAAUGAGGCUGCUUGUAGUUUGUGUUUUUGCUAUUGCAGCCUGUGUUAGUGCUGAAGAAAAAGCACCAGAAGAUUUUAGUGUCUCAGAUUACAUCCAAAUCAGCAAGAACGGCAAUGAAAUCACCGGCAGAAGUGAUGAUUCGUUCGAGACCACCGUUGAAGAGUACCUGAAGAGUCACGAUGUCACUUUGAAUCUCCCGGUGAUUGGCUCGACUUUGAGCUUCACGGGAAGAAACUUGGACCAGGAUGAAGUCGAUGUUAAAUUCAGAUUCAACACCGGAAGUCAAGUUGAAGCUCGCAAGAAGUCCAAAUUGAAGAAAAUCUUCGUCCCCAUCUUCAUCUUCAUUCUGAUUAAAGCCAUGGUUAUGAUACCGUUAGCUCUCGGUAUUCUUGCGAUCAAGACGUGGAAUGCUUUGCAAUUGUCUUUCGUUUCGUUUGUUGUGGCUUUGGCUUUGGGUGUUUGGCAGUUGUGCAAGAAAAUAUCGGGAGAUAAUGCACAUCCGCAGAUUGUUGCCGCUCAUAGUCCUUGGGAAGCCCCAGCUGCUAGAGCUUUCGGAGAGGAAGCCCAGAAAAUGGCUUAUUCGGCUUACGCUCCUUUGUAAAGUGUGUGAUAUUGUUGCUAUUUAUUGAGUGUUUGUGGAUAUUAUUUAAUAAAAAUAUUAUUAAAAAACACUGACUUUUG